GAUCCUUAUAUUCCACGUACAGGAGAUAUAAGGAAUAAGGGUUUGUGCUGCUAGGAUGUACGGCAUUAAAGAUAAAAACUCGGUGCUUGGACAGAAAGUCCAAGAGCCAAAGCUGCCGCACCCUGUGUAUCAGGAGAGGAUAAAACUCGGAGAACUUGGAGAUUUGUUUCCAUUUCUGCUCCCGGCGAUGGCGGCUGCUGAUCUGAGAGCCGAGCUGAACUGCUCCAUCUGCCUGAGCGUUUAUACAGAUCCCGUCACCCUGCCCUGUGGCCACAACUACUGCCGGGGCUGCAUUGGGAGGCUGCUGGGCACCAGUGAGGGGUCUGCGGGUUAUUCCUGCCCUGAAUGCAGAGCCGAGUAUCCGGAACGUCCCACCCUGAGCAGGAACAGAACUCUGGGGAACAUAGUGGAGCAAUUCCUUUCUACUCACCCAGAGCAUGAUGGGACGGGGAUCUACUGCACUUACUGUAUUAACUCUCCGGUACCUUCUGCUAAAUCCUGUCUCCUGUGUGAGGCUUCUCUGUGUGAUGCCCACGUGAGGGUCCAUAGCAAGUCUGCAGAACAUGUACUGACGGAACCCACCGCUUCCUUCAUAAAGAGAAAAUGUUCUGCUCACCACAAGGUUCUGGAGUAUCACUGCUGUGAGGAUGGGGCCCCUAUCUGUGUAUCCUGCUGCCUGGCCGGGGAGCACCGGGGCCACAGGGUGGAGCUGCUGAGUGAGGCCUCUGAGAAGAAGAAAGAAACACUGAGGAAAGUUCUGGAGAACCUGAGCCCAGUGGGAGAGGAUACUGAGAGAGGAGCCCAGAGGCUGCAGGAGCGAUUGAGAAAAGUGGAAGAAGUGGCAGCCGGUGAGACAGAGAGAGUCACUGCCCUGUUUAGUGGCAUCAGGGAAGAGCUGGAAACCCUAGAGAUGCGACUCCUGAGUGACAUCUCCAUGCAAAAAAAGGAGGUUUCCCACCAACUCCAUGACCUGAUCCAACAGCUGGAGAUAAGGAAGGACGAGCUGUCCAGGAAGGUCCAUCACAUUGAGGGGCUGUGCACCAUGGUGGAUCCACUCACUGUCCUACUGGAAGAGGAAUCAGAUAGAGUAUUUGCCUAUUGUGGGGCUGAGGGGGCAGAUACUGAGGGCAGAGGGAGGGAGGGUAUAAAAGUCCCGGCUGUAGGGGAUCUGGAUGUGGAUCUGAUCUCAGAGACAUUACUCACAGGCUUAGCUGGGAUUGUGACUGGGGUAAAGGGGAGGAUCUAUGGGAAGGAGGCUACAGACCUGUUAUUGGACAUAAACAUGGCCGGGAAUCACGUAUCUAUAUCGGGGGAUGGGAAAUCUGCCUCCUACUCACGUACAGACCAGCGUCGCCCCCAAACCCCAGAGAGAUUUCAGGUCCCUCAGGCUUUGAGCACCAGGAGCUUCCCCUCGGGGCAACAUUACUGGGAGGUGGAGGUCAGUGAAUUAGGGUACUGGAGGGUGGGCGUGGCCUAUCCCAACCUAGAGAGGGGCGGGGGUCAGUCCUGGAUUGGGAAUAAUACAAAGUCCUGGUGUUUGUACCAAUGGGGAAGCAGCUAUUUAGUGAUACAUGAUAGGAAUGAAACCAAGUUACCCCAAGUCCCUUCCUGCAGGAGAAUCAGGAUCUCAUUGGACUACGAGGCCGGACAUGUGUCCUUCUAUGAGCUGAGUGAGCCAAUGAGACACCUACACACCUUCACCGCCACCUUCACUGAGCCCCUUCAUGCCGCUUUCUUGGUACUGGACGCCUGGGUGAGGAUCCUUAGUUACGGUACAACUGACUCCCCGCUGGGGUCUCCCAUCCCCAGAGCUGCCCUUGGCCCCGGGAUGCCAGGGAAGGAAGGGAGCGCCGGGGCAAUACUGAAGAGGAACAAGAGGAGAGGACAAUCGAUGGCGGCUGCUGAUCUGAGAGACGAGCUGAGCUGCUCCAUCUGCCUGAGCGUUUAUACAGAUCCCGUCACCAUGCCCUGUGGCCACAACUACUGCCGGGGCUGCAUUGAGAAGGUGCUCGAUACCCAGGAGGAGUCUGGGGGUUAUUCCUGCCCUGAAUGCAGAGCUGAGUAUCAGGAACGUCCCACCCUGAGCAGGAACAGAACUCUGGGGAAUAUCGCGGAACGAUUCCUUUCUACUCACCCAGAGCAUGAUGGGACGGGGAUCUACUGCACUUACUGUAUUAACUCUCCGGUACCUGCUGCUAAAGCCUGUCUGCAUUGUGAGGCUUCUCUGUGUGAUGCCCACGUGAGGGUCCAUAGCAAGUCUGUAGAACAUGUACUGACGGAACCCACCUCCCUGGAGAACGUGAAAUGUUCCGUACAUCACAAGGUUCUGGAGUAUUACUGCUGUGAGGACUCUGCCUGUAUCUGUGUGUCCUGCUGCCUGGCCGGGGAGCACCGGGGCCACAGGGUGGAGCUGCUGAGUGAGGCCUCUGAGAAGAAGAAAGAAAAACUGAGGAAAGUUCUGGAGAACCUGAGCCCAGAGAGAGAGGAGACUGAGGGGCAAAUCCAGUGGCUGCAGGAGCGCAGGAAAGAAGUGGCAGAAGUGGCAGCCGGUGAGACAGAGAGAGCCACUGCCCUGUUUAGAGACAUCAAGGAAUGGCUGGAAGCCCUAGAGAAGCGACUCCUGAGUGACAUCUCCAGGGAACAAGAGAAGGUUUCCCACCAACUCCAUGACCUGAUCCAACAGCUGGAGAUAAAGAAGGACGAGCUGUCCAGGAAGGUCCAUCACAUUGAGGAGCUGUGCAACAUGGUGGAUCCACUCACUGUCCUACAGGCACAAUGGGAAUCCCAUGGAACCUAUAUAAGGGUCCCGGAUGUAGUGGAUCUGGAUCUGGGUGGGAUCUCAGAGACAUUACUCACAGGCUUAGCUGGGUUUCCAACUUGGGUAAAGGGGAGGAUCUAUGGAGAGAAGGUCACAGACCUGUUCCUGGAUACAAACACGGCCGGGAAUAACAUACUUGUAUCGGCCAAUGGGAAAACUGCCUCCUACUCACGCACUGAGCAAUGUCACCCUCACUCACCAGAGAGAUUUCAGGACUGUGCUCAGGUUUUAAGCACAAAGAGUUUCUCCUCGGGGCGACAUUACUGGGAGGUGGAGGGCAGUGAGUGUGGGGACUGGCAGGUGGGCGUGGCCUAUCCCAGUAUAGAGAGGGGCGGGAGAGAGUCCGGCAUUGGGGGUAACAAGAAGUCCUGGAGUUUGUGCCGAUGGGGAUAUAACUGUGCGCAGAGACACGAUAGUAUAGAAACCAAGUUACCUAUCGCGACUCUGUGUCGGAGACUCAGGAUCUCAUUGGACUACGAGGCCGGACGCCUGUCCUUCUAUGAGCUGAGCGAGCCAAUCAGGCACUUACACACCUUCGCCGCCUCCUUCACUGAGCCCCUUCAUGCUGCAAUUAAUAUAUUUGGCUGGGGUGAUAGUUCCUGGGUAAGAAUCAUUAGUUAGGGUUCCGGCUCCAUGUUCUUGCUCAGGGCGAGUAAUGAUCGGGAAGGGACUUUUGCCUCUAGCCCCUCCCAUCUGCCCAACAACCCAUUAUUGGUUCAUUUUACAAUAUCUAUAAAAUCUCGUAUUGUAUUUGUUACUUAAAAAUGAAAGCUUUAGGCGCAACUUGUAACCGUUUGCAUUUGAAUAUAUGCAAAUGACCUUAUUCUGUGAGCUAACAUUGGCUGUAAACACAUUUCCCAUUAUUCCUUAAUAAAAAUUUGAACAUAUCAUUAUC
Molecule: messenger RNA, 3713 nt
Organism: Xenopus tropicalis (tropical clawed frog)
Lineage: Eukaryota; Metazoa; Chordata; Amphibia; Anura; Pipidae
Exons: 2
Coding region: 56-3439 (1127 amino acids)
Biological process (GO): antiviral innate immune response
Cellular component (GO): cytoplasm
Molecular function (GO): zinc ion binding
Source: RefSeq, a predicted model, not a curated record